This is a messenger RNA of Phymastichus coffea, 1282 nucleotides long. It is a transcript of the gene JMJD7, whose product is annotated as bifunctional peptidase and (3S)-lysyl hydroxylase Jmjd7. Gene Ontology annotation, molecular function: 2-oxoglutarate-dependent dioxygenase activity. The transcript has 4 exons. NCBI's taxonomy places the organism in Eukaryota, Metazoa, Arthropoda, Insecta, Hymenoptera, Eulophidae. Bases 251 to 1282 code for a protein of 343 amino acids. The record is from RefSeq and is a predicted model, not a curated record.
AUGCGUUCACCCAACGAAUAUAGACAAAAGUGAUUUAAGAUAAUAAAACCUAAAAUUUCAAUAUUUUUUAUAUUUUUCCAAUUAAUUCAUCAGAGCUUUGACAUAUUAGACAAAUUACUUAUUUUUAGUUGGAGAAAAGUACGGUUGAAUUACAAAUUACUUUUCCCAACACUUGCGUCCACGUCGUUUUUAUGCGCAAAAUAUUAAUUCUUAGAUAAAAACUUGAUUCAUAUAUAAUAUAAAUAAAAGUAUGAAUACAUCAAUAAAGGAUAAACUUGAAACUGCAUUUUGUACUUUGUCUCAAGAAUCGAAAGGUUUAUUUUAUAUAAAAUUAUAUAUACCAACAGAAGUAUCUGAGGUACAUACAGUAAUAUCAGCUCUAACAUUUUAUAGAAAUUAUGUGUCUAAAAAUAUUCCUGUUGUAAUAAAGAAUGGAAUAAAACACUGGGCUGCUGUAGAUAAGUGGGAGAUAGAGUAUUUGAAAAGUAAAAUAGGUAAUAAGGAAAUCACAGUAGCUGUAACACCAAAUGGCUAUGCAGAUGCUAUAGCAAAAGAAAAAACCUUAUUUGGUACUAGUGAUAAAGAGUUUUUUGUAAUGCCAGAAGAAAGACGUAUGACCAUGAAUGCUUUUUUAGAAACGUUAGAAAAACCUUGUGAUGAUAGUAUUUUUUAUAUUCAAAAACAGAAUUCUAAUUUUGAAGAAUAUUCUGAACUUUGGAGAGAUAUUGAUAGUGACAUAUCUUGGGCAUCAGAAGCAUUUGGGUCAAAGCCAGAUGCUGUAAAUUUUUGGAUGGGUGAUCACAGGGCAAUAAGUUCAAUGCACAAAGAUCCAUAUGAAAAUAUUUAUUGUGUUAUUUCGGGAACAAAAGAAUUCAUUUUACAUCCACCAACAGAUUUACCUUGGAUACCAUACAACAAGUACCCAAUUGCUACUUACAAAGAAGUAAAACCAAAAAAGUGGAUUACAAAACUAGUGAAAAGUGCAUUUACUACUACAGACAAUUCAAAUACAAAUGAACUACUCUGUGAAGAAGACUUUGUGAAUUCUGUACCAUGGAUUUCCAUUGAUCCUUUGAAUCCUAAUUAUAAAAAGUAUCCAAGAUAUAAAAAUGCAACGAAAAUUCAAGUCAAAGUCGAUAAAGGUGACGUUCUUUAUUUGCCUUCAUUAUGGUUUCAUCAUGUAAAGCAAUCACACGCCUGUAUUGCCAUAAACUAUUGGUAUGACAUGGAAUAUGACAUAAAGUACGCGUAUUACAAAUUUCUGGAAACAUUAUGCAAAUAA